GGGGUCGCUUUACCUGAGCCUCGGCGCGGUCCAUGCGGCGGCUGCUGCAGCAAUGGCUAACUCUUCUGCUCCUCAAGGAGCCCCCAACCCCGGAGGUUUGUUCCCCGGAAUGCCUCCUCAGCCACCGACUCCCGAAGACCUGUUCCGGCUGCGCCAUCAGUUGUUGACGUCUGGAGGCAAUGACCCUCAUCAUCACCACCUCCUUUUGCGAGGAGGAGACGUCUACAGCUGUGUCAAGUGUGACAAGAUGUUCCCCACACCUCACGGACUGGAGGUUCACUCGCGGAGAUCUCACAACGGGAAACGUCCAUUCGCUUGUGAACUGUGCAACAAGACAUUUGGGGCCGAGGUGUCACUGAGUCAGCACAGGUGGUUAUGCUGCCGGAGAUCGGUACACAGUGUGGAGAAGGUGUUUGAGUGCAAACAAUGUGGCAAGACAUUCAAGAGGUCGUCUACAUUGUCUACACAUCUGCUGAUACACUCGGAUACGCGGCCCUACCCUUGUCAGUUCUGCGGGAAGAGGUUCCACCAGAAGUCCGACAUGAAGAAACACACCUACAUACACACAGGCGAGAAGCCCCACAAGUGUCAGGUUUGUGGCAAAGCGUUCAGCCAAUCGUCCAACCUCAUCACCCACAGUCGCAAACACACCGGGUUCAAACCAUUCGCUUGCGACUUGUGCGGCAGAGCCUUCCAGCGCAAAGUAGACCUUCGGCGACACAAGGAGACUCAACAUACAGAGAUGAGGCCUUCGCUGGAACCUCCGCGGGCACCACUCAACCCCCAGGACUCUCAAUGCCGUUACCUAUCGGAAUGUCCUCCAACAUAGAACGAGGCACCACAGGGACCGUCCUGCCUGCGUCUGCAGGGACCACAGGGACCGUCCAGUCUGCGUCCCUCCGACCAUAGGUUCCUGUGAGUUCCCUAG
Molecule: messenger RNA, 928 nt
Organism: Macrosteles quadrilineatus (aster leafhopper)
Lineage: Eukaryota; Metazoa; Arthropoda; Insecta; Hemiptera; Cicadellidae
Product: zinc finger protein Gfi-1b-like
Exons: 5
Coding region: 53-829 (258 amino acids)
Biological process (GO): regulation of transcription by RNA polymerase II
Molecular function (GO): RNA polymerase II cis-regulatory region sequence-specific DNA binding; DNA-binding transcription factor activity
Source: RefSeq, a predicted model, not a curated record